AUGGAUAUUUGACUGUGGUGGCUUCAUAAGCUGCUUAGCUUAAUAGCUUCACUGCUUGCUUACACCUACACAUUAACCCACCCAAUUCUUCAACACGUUCGUGCGCAAAAGCUUUCUCUCUCUAGCUUUUUUCAAUUUUUUCCUGCCCUCUUAAUUUUCUCUUUCCUAUUCUGCAUUGCUUGUUUUGAUUCGGAUUUUCUGGUACCUAGUGUGUCCAAACCUCCCCCCCUCCUCUCUCUCUCUCUCUAUCCUUUCCUUUUCAAAGCAUUAUUCGAUUUCGUCCUGACCUCUCUUUUCAACAUCCCAUUUAUGCAAAUUGCUAUUAUCUCUAUUUUCCCUUUUAUUUUUGGUUUUGAGCUCUGAGUUCUGGUUUUUGCUCUGCAUCUCUCUGAAACAGGAAGCAUUAGAAAUGAAGAAGUUUGUACUGAAGUUGGAUUUGCAUGAUGACAGAGCCAAGCAGAAGGCCCUGAAAACAGUCUCUACUCUUUCAGGUAUUGAUUCCAUCUCCAUGAACAUGAAGGAGAAGAAAUUAACGGUGAUCGGAAGUGUCGACCCGGUGACUGUGGUGAGCAAAUUGCGCAAGUAUUGGCAAACAGAUAUACUCUCAGUAGGACCAGCAGUAGAGCCUAAGAAAGAGGAACCAAAGAAGGAAGAACCCAAGAAAGAAGAAGAAGCAAAGAAGGAGGAACCCAAGAAAGAAGAAGCAAAGAAGGAGGAACCCAAGAAAGAAGAAGCAAAGAAGGAAGAGGAACCAAAGAAGGAGGAACCAAAGAAGGAGGAGCCAAAGAAAGAGCCAGAUCCUGUCUUAGAGCUUGUUAAGGCUUACAAAGCAUACAACCCCCAUCUGACCACAUAUUACUAUGUGCAAAGCAUGGAAGAGAAUCCAAAUGCUUGUGUUAUUUGCUAAACAACAAGCCAAGCUUUCCCAAAUCCCAGAUUAGGGACUCGAAAUCUUCCGAAUGCCGCUAGGAGGCCAAACCCAAGAAAAUAGGAGCUGCACUUUGUAUAUAGACGGUCAUGCCUCAUUGAAAUGUUCAAAACACUAGUAAUGUGUGUAGAUCAAAUAAAUGUAUUUAAAUUUUCUUUAUAGUUCUUCUGGUCUGUCUGUACCACAAGUGCUUUUCUUUGGAGCUUGAUAUGAGCUAACCAAUUGGUAAAGUUUUUUACUGUGGUAAAGAAAAUGGUAAAUAUCAUUUUCUUUUGUGUUGUGGUUUAAUCUUUGUAAGCAAGGGUAGCUCUCAUUUUCUCAGUGGGUCAUGUGGCUUUGUACUGGUUUCAGGUGUAUCUUUUGUCUUUGUGUGUGAGCUUAUGUUAUAAAUGAACUGAAGCCUCAUGGCCCUCCUCCUACCUUUGUGGCUGUCA
Prunus dulcis (almond) is the source of this 1362-nucleotide messenger RNA. RefSeq names its product heavy metal-associated isoprenylated plant protein 39. The transcript has 3 exons. Gene Ontology annotation, molecular function: metal ion binding. Bases 410 to 907 code for a protein of 165 amino acids. Lineage: Eukaryota; Viridiplantae; Streptophyta; Magnoliopsida; Rosales; Rosaceae. The record is from RefSeq and is a predicted model, not a curated record.